Molecule: messenger RNA, 1851 nt
Organism: Synchytrium microbalum
Lineage: Eukaryota; Fungi; Chytridiomycota; Chytridiomycetes; Synchytriales; Synchytriaceae
Exons: 6
Coding region: 1-1851 (616 amino acids)
Biological process (GO): protein phosphorylation; maturation of SSU-rRNA
Cellular component (GO): cytosol; preribosome, small subunit precursor
Molecular function (GO): protein serine/threonine kinase activity; ATP binding
Source: RefSeq, a predicted model, not a curated record
AUGUCGCAAACCGUUAUUGACGGACAAUUCGAUGACGCAGAUGAAGACAAUAUCAUCACUGCUACUCCAGAAAUCGCAUUCAAACGAGUAGAUGAUGAGACGACCGCUGAUGAUGAUGUCAAUUCACAGACAUCAGAUGCUCUUGAAGACGACUUUGAUCAAGAUGAAGACUUGGACGAUGACGACGAUGUAGAUUACGAAGAUGAGUGGUAUGAAGCUACUGGAGACUUUACAAAGGACUAUAAUAAAGCUAGAACUGGUCAAGCACUUCACUUUCAAAAGACUGCCAUGCGAGAUACUCAAGGAAAAGAACUGGCUGCCAAGUUUGCUUCUCAUGUUAGAGUCGACCUCCCAUACGAAGUAACACUAUCAUCAACUGCAAAAUCCUCCGUCAUAAAAUCAGACAGCAAAGCAGACGGGGAUGCCAAACGCCGUGUGGACAAAUCAGACAGAGCAACUGUAGAACAAGCUCUAGAUCCACGCACACGUAUAAUCCUCUUCAAAUUCCUAAACAAGAACAUCCUCUCGGAAAUCAAUGGCUGUAUAUCAACUGGUAAGGAAGCCAACGUGUAUCACGGAAUCACGAAUUCUGAACCUGAAGAUGGAUCUCCACCAACACAAUUACAUCGAGCCAUCAAAGUAUACAAGACUAGUAUACUGACAUUUAAAGAUCGAGACCGAUAUGUUAAUGGAGAGUUUAGAUUCCGUCAUGGAUAUGGAAGGGGGAAUCCAAGAAAGAUGGUCAAAGUAUGGGCGGAAAAAGAAAUGAGGAAUUUAAAGAGGCUGUAUAGUGCUGGUAUACCGUGUCCUGAACCGUUAUUGUUGAGGAUGCAUGUUUUGGUGAUGGAGUUCUUGGGUGAUAGUAAUGGAUGGGCCGCUCCAAGAGUUAAAGAUGCACCAAUACACGACUCUGAAUCCUUCUUGGAUUUAUACCUGCAACUCAUCAAGAUAAUGUGGAGAAUGUAUCAUCAAUGUCAUCUGGUACAUGCUGACUUGUCAGAGUACAACUUAUUGUACCACAACAAGAAAAUCUACGUAAUCGAUGUCUCACAAUCGGUCGAGCACGACCAUCCUCAUGCUCUAGAGUUCUUACGAAAGGAUUGUACCAAUGUCAUUGAUUUCUUUGCACCGCGAGUGCCUCGAGAAAUACCAGUGACAAACACCUCAAAUUCAGCAUCAUCAGCAACACCCGAUAUACCAUCACCAGUAACCAAACCAUUUCAAGCAUUAUCAAUGAGAGAUCUCUUUGAAUUUAUAGUCACUGAUGAAUCGAGAAUUCGUGAAGAAUUACAAUCCCUCAGCAAUACCAAUAAUAAUGUCUCAACCAUGGAAUUAGACGACCUCCUCACCGCAUACCUGGCUUCACUACAUGAAAACGUUGUGAAUCGACCCACACCGAAUCAAGUAGACGAAGCCGUCUUCCAACAGACGUAUAUUCCAAGGACGCUGGAUCAAGUCCGUAUGCAGGAUAUAGAAGGAGAUGUGGAUGCUGUUAUGAGAGGAGAUGGUGAUUCGCUGAUAUACAAAUCCGUUACUGGGCUAGUAACCAAGCAACCGCAAUCGUCUGUAUCCAAAGAUACCACUCCAAACCCAACAGCAGAUACAUCAGCGUCGAUAGAAGAAUCUGGAUCAUCAACUGGAUCCGAUAAUGACAAUGGCUCUGAAAACUCAGAGUCCGAUGACGACGACUCAUCAAACCGACGACUAUUGAAGAAGGAUGAAGACAAGGAUUUGAAAAAGGAACGAAAGAGACAAGUCAAGGAGGAGAAUCGUCUAAAGAGAUUGGAAAAGGUUCCUAAAUCAGUCAAGAAACGCAAAGUUAAAGAGUCGGCGAGGAAGGGUAAACAUUGA